Messenger RNA from Gadus macrocephalus (Pacific cod), 5614 nucleotides. Its product is annotated as extracellular calcium-sensing receptor-like. Gene Ontology annotation, cellular component: membrane. Gene Ontology annotation, biological process: G protein-coupled receptor signaling pathway. Bases 2374 to 4809 code for a protein of 811 amino acids. The transcript has 8 exons. Lineage: Eukaryota; Metazoa; Chordata; Actinopteri; Gadiformes; Gadidae. Gene Ontology annotation, molecular function: G protein-coupled receptor activity. The record is from RefSeq and is a predicted model, not a curated record.
UAAACGCGUACGCGACGUGAGCAGAUCUGAGCAGUGUUUUGCGUCUUGGCAGUGUAGACAGAAACACUACGGCGGAGCGGAUUCAACUUUUCCACUCUGGAGGGUGGUUUCAGAUCUAUGCGUUUUCAUGUCCCAAAAACGCCGUCACCGUCUAAACGAAAGGCACUUCCGAUAAAAUAUUUGGUCGUUUUUACCCGCAAGCGUCCUCGUGUAAACGAGACCUAAGGUAUAUUCAUGGCUUCCUUCAAAGCCUGAUUUUUGGCGGUCCAAUCAGCGAACAGAGGGAGUGGCUGAGAACGAUGACGUUAAAGUCAGCUCUCGUUGACGGACAUCUUUACGCACGGUGUUUGGUUUGUUUACAGCCUGUGCGCAACGUGAUUCCCGGCCAAACGUUAGCGAUUGGUUAUGGCAGAUCCAGAGUGGCACUGGGCAGAUCAAAUAGUUUUAAACUUCAACAGACACCCGCCUUCAAGUGAGUUAACGUUUGUCAAUUGAGUAGGUACAGACUCUCUGUACAAAUGAAAUGAAGUACGAGAGUCUGGUAGGACAAGGCUAAUUGGUACCCUGUUCAAAGUUCAGUUCAUAGAGUUUGUAUUUAUUUUUUGGAGAGGGGUAUAUCGAGUGUUUGUCGAUGAUGGUUGGUUCAAACAGCCUCACCAGACUUGAGAAAGGCUAAUAGACUCUGGGGCUGGUUGAGGUAGCACACCUGUGGUGAUUUGGGCAAUCAAGGCACACAGGAAAAGCCAGCCAUUACCAGAUACUCAGGAAGAUAGAUCUGGCAUGUCAGCAUUCAAUUCCUGUUCUGCUUGCAACAAACAUUCCAUCUCUAAUAAACCGUUUUCCUACAAUAUUUUCUUGUGUCUUUGCGUAUGAGAAGCCCAUUAAAGCCACACGCCUAAGUGGUGUGUGGGGGGUCAACUGGAACAAUAUCCAAAAAGGUAUGUGCACCAAAUAAAACAAAAACAGAACUACUAAUCCUGUUUCUACAUAGGCCUUUUUGAUAAAGAUGAGUUGGCUCCUACAUAGAAUUUUAAAAACUUAUUUAUUGACUCCAAUAGGGUCAUACGGUCUGUCAUUUACUGCUUCAGUACAUUUUAUGUGUCUAGAUCCACUCCUUAACCAAACAAAACAAUAACAAUGAAAGAUAAUCCACUUUCAAUGUCCAAAGGAUGUGCCAUUGUUAUUCGUAGGGUUGCAUUUAAAAUAUGUAUAUAACUUAGAUGUAUAUUAAACUAUUUUACCCUUUGCUACUUUAUCAUGGCCACAAAUCGGAGCUGGAGGCGUUUCUGACAGCAGUAGACCAGUCCGGUCUGCCUGGUAAAUCAAGGCCUGGAUUUACCAGCAGUGUUCUCCCGCGGAUUCUGUGGACCCUGCUUGUGUACGAGUUCCCAAUAACAGCAGUGAAGGGGUUUGAGAGGAGGAUCAGCUGUUACUUCCGUUGAUGGCUGGGCCUGCAGGUCGGGACUUGAUCAAUCCCGGCUGGGUCGCCGGGGUUAGGCUGUAUGAUGUUGAAAGACCCGAAACACCCAAUGACCCAAAGUUCCAUCACUGAUCUGCAUAAGUGCAUCAAAAGAUGUAUAUUAAACUAGGAGAUCUAUAUACACUUGGUUGCCAAUUUCAGAGCAGACACCAACCAGGUGUGGUGGAAGAAAGUUCCCUUCAUCCUAUAAUUAUAAGAUUAAACCAGUUGAAUAAACACAUUAUUGUAAUUACCUUUUAUAUUAUGAUUUCUUAUUUUUCCAACAUUUAAAAGAACAAAAGGGCUUCUACAACGUGCGCAUUUUUCAUGCGAAAAGGGCACUUGAAAUGAGAGUUCACAAGAUACCUAUAAAAAACACUGUAUAUUCCACUUUUUUUUCUUAAGUAAGCAGUAGAAUUGUUGUAUGCUCAGAAUUGUUAUCCAUUCUUUAAUGUAAUUAUGGUAAUGAAGUCCAGUUCCCUCCCCAAAAUGUCUGCAUAGCCUUGAUAGAUACAGCAAAAAAAAAAAAAAAAAGUAAAUUGGCAAAGGGGAUGGCAUUAAACUGUAUAUAAAGAUGUAUUUGAGAAAUCAUUUAGUUAAGAAAGGUGGGGUCAGAUUGGAGGGCAGUCAUGAGAGCUCAUAAAGAAUCACACUUGCUAAUUUGUGUAUGUUUAUUUUUAGUCUCCUUCUCCUCUCAGAUGUCCUCAACAGGUCCAUUCUCUUGUACAUCAAAGAGACAAUUUAAUCUGAAUGGAAUGCAAAAGUCUGGGGAUGUUAUUCUGGGAGGGAUCUUUAGUUGUAACUUUUACACUGCAUCUUCUGAUCUGUAUUUUACUUCAGAGCCAAACGAUCCCAUUUGCUUUGGGUGAGUAUGUCUAAUAUUGUGUUGAUCAAGGCAUUUUAAUAAUAUAACAAUGUUGCAAUGCAUAAUAAAUUUGUUUAUUAGAUUUAGUCAUGUAGGUUUCAGACAAGCCCAGACCAUGGCAUUUGCUGUUGACGAAAUUAACAGAAACUCCAAACUUCUUCCUAAUAUAUCAUUGGGAUACAAUCUAUAUGAUAGCUGUGGAAACCUAUGGAAUGCAUUGAGUGCAGCUCUGUCUAUGACCAGUGGCAGCGGAGAGCCAUUUCAAUUAAAUGAGACCUGUUACGGUUAUCCUCCUGUGCUAGGAAUUGUGGGAGAUUCUUCCUCAACACGUACUAUUGCUAUUUCUAGCAUAGUAAGCUUGUAUAGGGUACCAAUGGUGAGUUAUUAUUCCACAUGUUCCUGUCUGAGUGACAGGAGGCAGUUCCCAUCUUUCUUUAGAACUAUUCCAAGUGAUGCAUUUCAGGUGCGAGCUAUGCUCCAAAUUCUGAGGCGGUUUAAGUGGACUUGGUUAGGCCUGUUAGUCAGUGAUGAUGACUACGGACUCAACGUUGCCCGAUCCUUCCAGUCAGACCUGGCCCUCUCUGGGGGAGGCUGUCUGGCUUAUCUAGAGGCUCUGCCUAAGAGUAAUGAUGUAGAUGAUCUGCAAAGGAUUGUUGGCAUAAUGAAGAAAUCCACAUCCCGUGUGGUUAUUGCUUUUGCACAUGCAAGCAACAUGCUUAAACUCAUGGAAGAGGUGGUAAGGCAGAAUGUUACGGGCCUACAAUGGAUGGCCAGUGAAGCCUGGACUACAGCCGUUGUUCUUCAGACCCCCAGCUACAUGCCUUUUCUUGCAGGCACUCUGGGCAUUGCCAUCCGCCGGGGAGAGAUACCAGGCCUCAGGGAAUUCCUUCUGAGAAUACGCCCUGACAAGGACACACUCAGCAACCAGGACAACAAUUUAGUGCGGCAGUUUUGGGAGCACGUAUUUCACUGCAAGUUUAUGACCCCUGAUAUGGAGUUUGAUGUGAAGACCCAGGGAAAACUUUGUACAGGGAAUGAGAUUUUAAAGAAUAGAGAGACGGAUUUCCUGGAUCUGUCUAACCUCAGGCCAGAGUACAAUGUGUACAAGGCAGUAUAUGCCCUGGCACAUGCCCUACAUGACAUUCUGCAGUGUGUUCCAGGAAGUGGGCCUUUCAAAGAGCAAAGCUGUGCCCGUUUACAGGGACUAGAGCCAUGGCAGCUGUUAAAUUACUUGCAAAGGGUCAAUUUCACAACAGAUUUUGGUGAUCAAGUCUCAUUUGAUGAAAGUGGGGAUGUUUUACCAAUCUACGAUGUGAUGAACUGGAUGUGGCUCUCAGAUGGAACCACAGAGGUCAGAAAUGUGGGAGAGGUCAAUGAAUUGGCUUCAAGACUUGAUAAUCUUAUCCUUCAGGAAAAGCACAUCUUUUGGAAUUUUGAAUCUAAAAAGCCUCCCAAGUCAGUCUGUAGUGAGAGCUGUCCCGCAGGCACACGCCUGGCCAGAAAGAACGGGGAACCUGUCUGCUGCUUCGACUGCAUUCCUUGUUCAGAAGGACAAUUUAGCAAUAAGACAGAUUCAACACAAUGUACCAGCUGUCCAGAGGAGUUUUGGUCCAACCCCCAACGUGAUCACUGCGAACCCAAAAUCAUCGAGUUUCUUUCCUAUAUGGAACCCCUGGGCAUCUCCUUGACCACUGCUUCAUUAUCUGGCACACUUUUAUGCACAAUUGUUUUUGGAAUCUUCAUCCAUCAUCGGACCACGCCAGUAGUUAGGGCCAACAACUCAGAGCUCAGCUUCCUCAUUCUGCUGUCACUCAAACUAUGCUUCAUGUGCUCCUUGCUUUUCAUUGGCCACCCAAGGCUGUCGACAUGCCAGUUGCGGCAAGCAGCCUUUGGAAUCAGCUUUGUGCUGUGUGUCUCGUGUAUCCUGGUGAAGACCAUGGUAGUUCUGGCAGUUUUCAAGGCCUCCAAACCAGGAGGGGGCAAUAGUCUGAAGUGGUUCGGGGUAAUGCAACAGAGGGGGACUGUUUUAUUUCUUACUUUAAUACAAGCAGUAAUAUGUACAACCUGGCUAAUGUCGUCCUCACCAACACCUCAUAAAAACACACAGUACUACAAAGACAAGAUAAUAGUCGAGUGCGUAGUGGGAUCGACUGUUGGAUUUGGAGUUUUACUAGGAUAUAUUGGAUUACUAGCUAUUCUAAGUUUCUUACUUGCUUUCUUGGCCCGGAAUCUACCAGAUAACUUCAAUGAGGCAAAGUUUAUCACAUUCAGCAUGUUGGUCUUCUGUGCUGUUUGGAUAGCCUUCAUCCCAGCUUAUAUCAACUCUCCUGGAAAAUAUGCAGAUGCUGUAGAGGUUUUUGCCAUUCUAGCUUCCAGUUUUGGGCUAUUACUGGCCCUAUUUGGACCGAAGUGUUACAUAAUAAUCCUGAAGCCUGAGAAAAACACAAGAAAAGCUUUAAUGGGGCGAGGAACACCAAUAUCAUAAAAACAUGGUUAUCUGGCAACCCUUUUAAAAGAUUACUACAUUACCUACUUUCUAUUAUAACUUCAUUUUAAAUUGCAGUUUAAAAUCAUUUCAGAUCUCAAAUUAUAGCCACUUAUUUUAUUGAUCUGUAUUAUUAGUUUGACUAAUCAACAUGUAUGUUCAAAAACAAUAAAUCUUGUUUUCAACAUUGUGAUGAGACCAUAUAUGUGUAUAUGUGAUUACAUAUUGUUAUUCUAGGGUUUGGGUAUUAUUAUUCCGGAUUGGUAAUGUCUAUAUCUCUACUUUGGACUGGUCAACAGUUUUCAAAUGUGGGGUAUAUUUACAUAUUUGUGUCUCCAAAAGGUUUGGUGCCAAAAUUUGUUGCAGAUUGGUAAAAAAAAUCUAAACUUCAUGUACAUGCCGCAUUUUACAUUUUGCGAAAAUGUUGUCUAAUCCUUCAGAACUAAAGCAUGAAAUUACUCACAGUUUUAAUAUCCAGGAUCUAUGGACUUGUCUGAUGAUCUGGGAAAUGGUACAGAUUUAGCAAGAGAGAGGCCAUGAUCCUGACCAGGUGUAUACAAAGUGUGUGCCGAUAGCUCAAAGACUGAGGUCACAGCGCCAAUGUGAAUAAUUUGAUAAAAUGCUCAACUAAGUGCUAAUGCUCCUUUUCCAUCAUCGCAAGUCCGUGUAAGAGGGAUGCAGGAACUUGAAACUUUCCAGGAACAUAGAGGACCCCUCCCUUAACAUGUGUACAUAGUUGGUGUGCCUCUCUCUAUCUCUGUGUGUGCCUGUCUCUCUGUAUGUAUGUGUGUGUGCUUUUGUGUGU